UACAUACAUUUAUCAGAACAACAACAACAAACAAACAACAACUACAACAAAUGCAACAUUUCUUUACUCAACCAAUAAUUUCUUCAAUAAUUUCCGUUUUACUAAUUCAAAUUUUAUUUUUAUUUGGAAUUUUUGUUCUCUCAAAGAUUUUUAAUCCUUUUAAAUAUUUAAUUAAUUUAAAUUCUGAAAAAUUAAAAAAAUCAUCCAAGCGUUUAUGUGAAUAUUAUAUAGCACAACGUGGGGGUGUGGAAGUGAAAAUAUCUGAAAAAGAAAUUUUGCCUGGAGAUUUAAUUAAAUUAAAGAGUGGACAGAGAGUGCCUGUUGAUUGUAGAAUUUUGCAAGUUUUGAAAGAACCUUUUCUUGUUAACCAAAGUUGUAUUCUUCAACAACAACAAAAUAUAGAACAAAAUAAUAUGAUAAUAGAAUUAAUAUCAAAAACAUCACCAAAUCAUUUAAAUGUCCUUGAAGCAAGAAAUAUAGCUUUUGCUGGUUUUAAAUGUUUAAAUGGGGAGGCUUUUUGUAUUGUUUUAAGAACUAGAGAGGAAACGGUAGAUUAUUAUUUUAAUUGA
Meloidogyne enterolobii is the source of this 569-nucleotide messenger RNA. The record is from the annotation of a GenBank genome assembly. NCBI's taxonomy places the organism in Eukaryota, Metazoa, Nematoda, Chromadorea, Rhabditida, Meloidogynidae.